Messenger RNA from Larimichthys crocea (large yellow croaker), 2549 nucleotides. RefSeq names its product paired box 5 (gene pax5). Lineage: Eukaryota; Metazoa; Chordata; Actinopteri; Sciaenidae. Gene Ontology annotation, biological process: regulation of transcription by RNA polymerase II; anatomical structure development. The transcript is spliced from 11 exons. Gene Ontology annotation, molecular function: DNA-binding transcription factor activity, RNA polymerase II-specific; RNA polymerase II cis-regulatory region sequence-specific DNA binding. Bases 656 to 1930 code for a protein of 424 amino acids. The record is from RefSeq and is a predicted model, not a curated record.
GAUCUGUAAAGAGUUUUUUCUUCUCGAACUGGGUUUUAUUUUAUUUUUCUUAAUUAUUUUAUAUAUAAAUGUAUAUUUUAAAUAUUUCAACAGACUGAAAGGAGAAAGUUCAACCCCCCCUCCACACACCACCACCACCAUCACCACACACACACGGUUAAGUCGCAGUUCAGGGGUCACGAGCAGCGGACCGAGAAGGAGCGACUUUUGUUUGCUCUCCAUAUUUUUUAUUUUUUUAUUUUUUAUUUUUGUGUGCAAAAGUUUGAAUCUGUGGACUGACUGUGGAGACUCGAUGCAGGGCGAGCAGCUGAUGGAAUGAGCGCUACCGCUGCCGUUUCCCUCCUCCUGGUUUUUGGAGACGCCAGAACAGACCCGGUGUGGUGUCCCCGUCCCCAUGAGGAGGGAGCCCGUUUCUUUUUUUGACCUCAGCUGGAGUCAAACUACAACUUGUUUCACACAACUAAAAAAAACAUUUUUAAUUAGGCUAAUUAAAAAAAAAGAAUCCUCUGUUUGAAGGGAACUGCUACGCUUUUCAUUCACCGGGAGGUCAGUCACUAAAGUGGCCGAACUGAAGAAGAGGAGUCCGGUGGCAUUUCUUUCUUUUCUUUUUUAAACCUCACAUCGUAUCUGGGCCCUGCAGCCCUGCACCGUGCCGAUGGAGAUUCACUGUAAGCACGACCCGUUUGCUGCGAUGCACAGACAUGGCGGAGUCAACCAGCUCGGAGGUGUGUUCGUGAACGGCAGGCCCCUCCCAGACGUAGUGCGACAGCGGAUAGUAGAACUCGCCCACCAAGGGGUUCGGCCCUGCGACAUCUCGCGUCAGCUACGAGUCAGCCACGGAUGUGUCAGCAAGAUACUGGGCAGGUACUAUGAAACGGGCAGUAUCCGCCCCGGGGUAAUCGGGGGAUCCAAACCAAAGGUUGCUACUCCCAAAGUGGUCGACAAGAUCGCCGAUUACAAACGCCAAAACCCCACCAUGUUUGCCUGGGAGAUCCGGGACAGGCUCCUGGCCGAGAGAGUGUGCGACAACGACAGCGUCCCCAGCGUCAGCUCCAUCAACAGGAUCAUUCGGACAAAGGUUCAGCAGCCGCCCGGCCAAACGGGCUCAGUGUCGGCUCACAACUUAGCGACGUCCGUGGCUGCCACGCAAGUGUCGGCAGUGACCAGCGACUCGGCCGGCUCCUCGUACUCCAUCAGCGGCAUUCUGGGUAUCAGCUCAGCUGCUGAUGUUGGCAAGAGGAAGAGGGAUGAAGGUCUGCAGGAGUCACCGCUGGCCAACGGGCACGGCCACAGUGGGCGGGACUUCCUCAGGAAGCAGAUGAGAGGGGAGCUGUUCUCGCCGCAGCAGAUCGAGGUAUUGGACCGCCUGUUUGACAGGCAGCCACCCUGUCCAAUCCAAUCCAGCUCUGACCUCUAUGUGAGCCCUGACUCUGGCAAGACGUCAGAUUACUCGGCCAUGGCCUCGCUAACUGGCGGACUGGACGAGAUGAAGAACAGUUUGGCCAAUCCGGGUACAGGGGCGGAGUUAGGAGCCAGCGUGUCCGGUCCACAGUCCUAUUCACUCGUUCCAGGUCGAGAUCUAGCCAGCACCACUCUGCCAGGCUACCCUCCUCAUGUUCCUCCCACUGGACAGGGCAGCUACUCCACCCCCUCCCUCACUGGCAUGGUACCUGGUGGAGAUUUUUCCGGAAGUCCAUAUUCUCAUCCCCAGUAUUCCACAUACAAUGAAUCGUGGAGAUUUCCUAACCCCAGCUUAUUAGUGUUUCAGCAGGAUUAUGGGUCUCUCCUGGGGACGGAAAUCGGCUGCUCCUCCAGUCUCUUCACCAGCCAGGCAGGACAGAUGCAAGGGUCACCGUACUACUACAGUGCGACAUCACGGGGAGCGGGCCCUGCUGCCACUGCGACAGCCUCCGCCUAUGACCGCCACUGACCCCUCCUCCCUACUGAAAGAAGAGGAGGACCACGAGAAGGAGACGAGAGGAGGGAGGGAUGGAUAGCACCAGCACCACUCGAUACAAACCUGCCUGCGCACGGACGACAAUGUGGACAAAGAUUUCCAGUUUUUGACGUCAGUGAAGUUUGAAUUUUCUUUGACUGACACUGCUGGGCUGCGUCACAGACAAACUGUAUGAGUUUCACAUUACUGUGAGGAGACACGGGCGUGGCAGUGUCAAAAACUGAUACAUUCACGUGUUUUUGUUAGAUUUGGACCCUCCUCUAAUAUCAAGGCUCAUUUUUUUUUUUUUUUUAACCAAUCAUCUACAAACCCCGAGACGUCAGCGAAGCAGUGACUGAAGCUGUAUUGUGAUCUUCUGGGUAAAAUGUUGUGUUUUCAGGUUGAAACUAUUUGACUUGAUUCGAACGAAAUUCACUUUUUUCAAAACAAACAACAAACUUUUUAUGCCCCCCCCCGAACAUCAAUCAAUCAAUUUUCUAUGCCAUGCUACGGUGAAGUAAAGACAAUCCAAACUCUCAUAACUUUAAAUGACCAAAACCUCCCUCAUCAUUAUCAUUCCAGUCUCUUUGCUGCAGAUUCAACACAUUGCCCC